This is a messenger RNA of Cynara cardunculus var. scolymus (artichoke), 649 nucleotides long. Its product is annotated as kirola-like. NCBI's taxonomy places the organism in Eukaryota, Viridiplantae, Streptophyta, Magnoliopsida, Asterales, Asteraceae. The transcript has 2 exons. Bases 26 to 478 code for a protein of 150 amino acids. Gene Ontology annotation, biological process: defense response. The record is from RefSeq and is a predicted model, not a curated record.
AAAUAAAUUGGGGGUAGAAAGAUAGAUGGCAUUAAGGGGGAAAAGAGUUGCAAGGGUUGAGAUCAAUGCCAUUGGGGAUGUCUUUCAUGAGCUAUGGAAGGGUAACCCACACCAAAUCCCUAAUAUUAGCCCUACCAACAUCCAAAACUGUCAAACUCAUCAUGGUGAGGUCGGAACCGUGGGUUCGAUUCUCGCUUGGAACUACUUUCAUGAUAGGAAAGAUCGUGUAUCGAAGACGUUAAUUCAUGAUAUCAAUGAGGAAGACAAGUUGAUCACGUUUCAUGUGACGGAAGGUGAUGUUCUGGAACUAUACAAGGACUUUGUCGUUCAUCUUCAUGUUGACACGAAGGGGUCACGCCACAUCGUUACUUGGACUGUUGAGUAUGAGAAAUUAAGUCCUGACAUCCCUGAUCCAGAUACUCUUAUGGAAUUUUACACGAACCUCACCAAGGAUAUAGAGGCUCAUCAUACUAAAUGAUCACUGUGCAGGAUGCUGAAACUUGGUCUUGAUUUCAUGUUUUCUAUGUUUUAUAUGUAAACGUCUUGUCAUCUGAUUAUGAUGUAAUAAUCGAAAUAGUGAUCUUGGUUUCAAUAAAUCGUCAUGUGGUCGUGUUUGAUUUGUUGUCGUUAUAGCAUGAUGAAUUGUUAA